UGUAGUCCAAGUUGAUCCGUUCUUUUUCCCAAAAGGAAAAUAAAAAACAAAUGCGCAUCAGCAGUAUUGAAAGGGUACUAUGAUACCACUGCACCAAAUGCGUUCACAAUUCUAUCAAAAUUUAUACCCGGUCAAGUCUUUGCUCGCCAUUGCGCGCCGGCCACUCCUACAAAUCCAAUCCUCCGACUGUUCGGGCCCCGCAGCUCCGUUCGUCGCCCCAUCAACCAUCCGGCCUCCGCUCGUCGUGACAUCGUCUCUCUGGAUUCCUCUUCUUGCGAGUCGCGACCUCACAGCCGCGACUGACCAAGUAACCAACGCAGCAACGCUACUAAGCAAGUUGAUUUUGAGUGGGAAACCUAAAUGGUUCAGGAAUUUGAAUAUGAGCAAUGGAGGUAAAGUGGAGAGUAGACAAGAUGGAGGGAAUGCACUGGACAAUCGGGCGAGUUCCCAUGAAUUUGGAAGUGCCAUAUCUAGAAUUGCUGUGGCUCAGAUAUGCGAGAGUGUUGGGUUUGAGAGCUCCACUGAAUCGGCUAUGAAUUCCUUCUCAGACGUUAUAGCCAAGUACAUUUCUGACCUGGGAAAGACUGCUACUUCCUAUGCCAGUUUAUCUGGGAGGUCCCAGUGUAACGUAUUUGAUGUGAUUCACGGGUUAGAGGAUUUCUGUCCACACACGGGGUUUAUGGGUGCUUCAGAAGCAAACGUUUGUGGGGUGAAUUCAGGUGUUAUGAAGGAGAUAGUUGAGUAUGUUGAGGCUUCUGAAGAGAUUCCUUUUGCUCAGCCAGUCUCGCGUUUUCCAGUGAUCAAAAUCCCAAAGAUGAUUCCUACUUUUGAUCAAAUAGGUGAAAAUCCGGAGUCUAAGCACAUCCCGUCUUGGUUGCCCGCAUUCCCCGAUCCUCACACCUAUAUACACACAGAUACAUGGAACGAGAGGGUAUCCGAUCCCCGAGAUGACAAAAUUGAAUUAGCCAGGCAACGCAGGAAGGCAGAGAGGUCUUUGUUGAAUUUGCAGCAGCGGUUGGUAUGCAAUGGUUUGCCAAUGCCUUCGAGUUCACAUAAGCUAGAGCAAUUUCCGGGUUCAAAAUUGACUCUAAAUGACGAGGAGAGUGAGAACCCAUUCCUUGCUAAGACAUUGCAAGCUGGAGAUAAAGAUGCAUCUUCUAUAGCUCUUCCGGCCAAAUUGUCUGCCAACGAGCACCACACCUCUUUACUACAGACUUUUUCUCCUGCAAUCGAGGCCAUUAAAGACGGCAUUUCUGAGAUGGGAAAUGGGACAGAGAAAAAAAAUGUUACCUACAAAAGGCUACCUGCUUUGUGUUUGGAGUUCAAACCUGGUAAGAAGGUUUUAGGUGAUUCUUUGGAUGUGAGGCUUUGGAACAAUGGUGGUUCUAGAAGAGGAGCAUCAUGGUUCAGGAAAGAUGAUGAUAAUAAAGAUGAUAAAAAGAGGAGAGCUGAAUUGAUUCUUCGGCAAUCAAUUGAAAACCAGCAGGAACUGAUGCAAUUGUAAAUUGGUUUGGUGAAAUUAUUUGUGAUCACAAAAGUGUAGGUUUAGUUGAUGAUAAUCAUGAAAAAGCACUGUAUCUAUAUUUCAGGAGCGUGCAGAAGAAGCCAAAUCAUAGUUCGAGGCAUUUUUUCAAAAGUUAGUUAAUUGUUUUCUAUUGAUGAUAUGUUUUUCUACAACUGAAAAAAAUCAAAAUCUAGUUCUUGGUGAGAUUCUUGUUUGUAGAAGUCAUACUUUUCCAAGUUGAAUUGAAGAGCAUUGUACAAUUCGUUUUUCAAUAUUUUUCUUUAAGGAGUUUGUUUUUAACGAGAAUCCAAAGGGUGGUAAAGCAGGAAUUGCUCGUG
Messenger RNA from Cuscuta europaea, 1842 nucleotides. The record is from the annotation of a GenBank genome assembly. Lineage: Eukaryota; Viridiplantae; Streptophyta; Magnoliopsida; Solanales; Convolvulaceae.